Symbiodinium necroappetens is the source of this 816-nucleotide messenger RNA. Lineage: Eukaryota; Dinophyceae; Suessiales; Symbiodiniaceae. The record is from the annotation of a GenBank genome assembly.
GUCGAGCGAAGCAUUGCUCCAUGUGGUGACUGGGAUCUAGGCUACCUCCGAAGCUGUAGAGACAAGUAUGCUGUGCGAAAUCCCAAGCGGCAAAUGAGAACUGCUGAGGGCUUGCCACUGAAUCAGGAACUCCUUAAGAAGGCGGAGGAGCUGAGACAGAGCGGCUCUUCUACGCCUGCCGGCAGGGCAGGUGGACCAACGGCCAAGUUCACUCGCACCCAGGUCCUGGCCGGCCAGGAAGGAGCCUUUGAGAGACUCUUGCGCUUUUCUCUUUACAACCAGAACUCCAUUGAGAACUUGCAAUGCGGCUCGAAUGUGGUGAUCAUUUUGCAAAAUGAUUCCCUGAAGACGGCAAUGCAAGAGCAGCUAAAGUUCUACGAGGAGGCCAGACCAACGGUCUCGCAGGAUGAUGGCAUGAAGGGAGUCUUCAAGCCGCACCCCUUGGGAGAGAGGAAAGUCUACCUGCUGGUAGCGUUGCUUGAGGCAUUGGACAAGGUGGGGCAGCUCAAGAACACUAAGUACUUGGAGACGUUCGCCAAGCUGGCUAGCACGGACACGGAGGUGCUGGAUUUCUCUGUUGGCAUGUUUGCGCCCCGUUUUCCUACACCAAAGGAAGGCCGUCCAUGGGUCUUUGAAUUGGUAGUGGGGGCGCUAGCCACGGAAGAGUUCAGGAGCACUUUGCGCGAGCUCGUGGCUAUCUCCACCCAGUUUUCCGAAAAAAUUGUGCGCAUCGAGCUGGCUCGUAAAGGACAGACGGAGUUGAAGAAGGCCUUGUGGGAUGACUUGCGGGCCAUCCAAGGGGCAGGCCGGCAGUGA